AUGGAAUCAAUGUCAACGACUGACCGCGUUGUCCGUAACAACAAGAGAUUACCACAGUCUAGAUAUUCUCCUUACAUUUUAAGGUCAGAACUAUCUACUAUUCAUAACAGUAAAAAGACUAAUCUUACCAUUGAGAAGCAGAAAGAGGAGGCUAUACGACUCGGAGUUGAGCUCUCACUCUUUAUGGCUGAAGCAAUGUUCAUAUUAUCUGAUGACCUACGUUCUAUGUUACUCCUCUGUCCUUUGAUAGUGAAGUAUGCAGGUUUUAAAUAUACUAAUGAUGGUCCUGUGAGAGAAGGCUCUUGUGGUGGCGUCGUGAAACCUUCUGAUUUUGAACACUAUAACCAAGAGAUGAAGAAGCUGGAGGAGAUGUUGAGGGAUGAGAUAAAGUCUAACAUUCUUCAUUUGUGGAAGUCUCUCUUUGAAACACCAAUCAAGUUGAUAUACCCUGAGGUUAGAAUGCUUGAGAUGUUCAAGCCUCUGUUGAACCAAUCAAGGGAGAGUAUUUGCUCUCGUCUUAUUGCAUCUUUAGACAUAUGA
Molecule: messenger RNA, 540 nt
Organism: Arabidopsis thaliana (thale cress)
Lineage: Eukaryota; Viridiplantae; Streptophyta; Magnoliopsida; Brassicales; Brassicaceae
Exons: 3
Coding region: 1-540 (179 amino acids)
Source: RefSeq, marked reviewed